Messenger RNA from Daphnia magna, 799 nucleotides. Its product is annotated as cuticle protein 19. NCBI's taxonomy places the organism in Eukaryota, Metazoa, Arthropoda, Branchiopoda, Diplostraca, Daphniidae. The transcript is spliced from 3 exons. The record is from RefSeq and is a predicted model, not a curated record. The coding region runs from base 108 to 641 and encodes 177 amino acids. Gene Ontology annotation, cellular component: extracellular matrix.
CUAUGUUAACUCCCCGGCAUACGGAGCAACCUUGAGGUAACAAGGGUCUGCGCUCUCCUGAACAAGCUAGUGCACUAUAUAAACAGACGGUGAAUCUACUUGGAAUCAUGCAGUUGUUAUUCCAACAGCAGUCUUUACACAUCUCGAAAAAGAAAAUGAAGGUUUUAAUCGCAUUGGCUGUUUUGGUCGUCGUUGCAGUGUCUGUCAAUUCACAGAAUUACCCCAAAUAUCCUAAACCAACUUACCCAUCAGCAGCUUACUCACCAUCGGCUUACCCUAAGCCGUCAUACCCUAAUCCUUCUUACGACUAUGCACCUGUUCCUUACAACUUUGCCUACGCCGUCAAAGACGAUUACACCUACAACGAUUUCGGUCAUCAAGAAACGAGCGAUGGAUAUGCCAAGACUGGAACCUACUACGUCCUCUUGCCCGAUGGCCGCAUGCAAACUGUCAACUACAAAGCUGAUGAGAACGGCUACGUUGCCGAUGUUUCGUACAAAGGUGAAGCCAAGUACCCCGAAUACAAGCCGGCUUACACCAAGCCAGCUUAUCCUAGUUACCAACCAGCGUAUCCCGCGUCGUCUUAUCCGUCUGCGCCAGCUUAUCCAGCGUACAAGCCGGACUACCCCAAGUACAAUUAAGAUUUUUUAAACCAGAUGAAACGGUAACAUCCCCAAUCUCGGAGUAGCCCAUGAUUUCUUAUGCAUACAUAUCACCAAUAGCUCAUUUCAUUUAGAAAACAAAACGUGAUAUAACGACACAUAAAUACAACAAUUUCCCGAUAGGGAUUCUACGAAAA